GCCGGGCAACCUGAGAAAGAAGCCAGGGAGAGGCCGGAAGCGCUCGGAAGUCAGGUGCUCGCCCGGCCGCGCGAGCGAUUGGCUUGGAGGGACGUGAAUGAUGCCGCUGUGAUUGCUGAAUUGUCUGGGCAGGGUUGGAGUCUCUGGUAAGCUCCUCUGACCCGGGCAUCCUUCUGGAGAGGAAGAGGAGGAAGAGGCCUGCUUUGUCUGGAACUGAGUGGUCCCAUCUCCAUCCGGAGCCCUGAAUGCCCACCUCCGGUGUCGUCAACAUGGAGUUCUGAAGUCCAUGUGGCUCCUCACAGUGAACCAGGUCCUAAGGAAAAUGCAGAGACGCCACAGCAGCAACACAGAUAACAUUCCACCUGAAAGGAACCGCAGCCAGGCGCUCAGCCCCGAGGCGAGUGUGGAUGAAGGGGGCGUCUUUGAGAGUCUGAAGGCAGAGGCGGCCUCCCCGCCGGCGCUCUUCUCGGGCUUGUCCGGCCUCCCGCCCGCCGGCCUGCCCGCCACCCCGUUCCCCUCCGGCCUGGUGCUGGGGGCCUCGGCCGGCGGCGGGGACGUCUUCAUCCAGAUGCCCGCGUCCCGGGAGGAGGCGGGGGGCCGCGGCGAGGGGGGCGCCUACCACCACCGCCAGCCCCACCACCACUUCCACCACGCGGGCCACCGCGGCGGUUCGCUGCUGCAGCACGUGGGCGCGGACCCCCGCGCGCACGCGGACGAGGGGGGCGACGAGCAGCCGGGCACGCCCGCCCCCGCCCUGUCCGAGCUCAAGGCCGUGGUCUGCUGGCUUCAGAAAGGGCUGCCCUUCAUCCUGAUCCUCCUGGCCAAAGUGUGCUUCCAGCAUAAGCUCGGCAUCGCCGUGUGCAUCGGGAUGGCCAGCACCUUCGCCUACGCCAACUCCACGCUCCGAGAACAGGUCUCUCUGAAGGAGAAGAGGUCGGUGCUGGUCAUCUUGUGGAUCUUGGCCUUCCUGGCGGGGAACACCCUCUAUGUGCUGUACACAUUCAGUUCCCAGCAGCUGUACAACAGCCUCAUAUUCCUGAAGCCCAACCUGGACACGCUGGACUUCUUCGACCUGCUGUGGAUCGUGGGGAUUGCAGACUUCGUCCUGAAGUACAUCACCAUUGCCCUCAAGUGCCUCAUCGUGGCCCUGCCCAAGAUCAUCCUGGCCGUCAAGUCCAAGGCAAAGUUCUAUCUGGUCAUCGAGGAGCUGAGCCAGCUGUUCCGAUCGCUUGUCCCCAUCCAGCUGUGGUAUAAAUACAUCAUGGGUGAUGACUCCUCCAACAGCUACUUCCUAGGAGGGGUCCUGAUCAUUCUCUACAGCCUCUGCAAGUCCUUCGACAUCUGUGGCCGUGUGGGCGGGGUUAGGAAAGCCCUGAAGCUUCUCUGCUCCUCUCAGCAGAAUUACGGCGUCCGCGCCACCGGGCAGCAGUGCACAGAAGCUGGCGAGAUCUGUGCCAUCUGCCAGGCUGAGUUCCGGGAGCCUCUGAUCCUCAUGUGCCAGCACGUGUUCUGUGAGGAGUGUCUCUGCCUCUGGCUGGACCGGGAGCGCACCUGCCCGCUCUGCCGCUCGGUGGCCGUGGAUACGCUGCGCUGCUGGAAGGACGGGGCCACUUCGGCCCACUUCCAGGUGUAUUAGGGCUGACGACUGAGGCGUCAGAGCUCCCAGCCCCCCUGGGAGAGGACGGGGUUCCAGCUCUGGGGCCUCCCUGGAAGACAGCCUCGAGCACUUACUCUCCUGCCUCCACCUUUCUCCGCCUCUUUCCCUAAAGCCAGGCCCCGCCCUCCCCACCUGCCCUUCCUCCCUUGCCCUCUGGCAUAGUGCGGGCAUCCUUCCCCUACAGAUGGGGAAGCCUCCAGCUCAGACUUGAUCUCCGCCCAGACAGGUCUCCCAUCUCCCCUCCAAGGCAAGGAACCAGAAUAGACAAGUCCCGCCUGUUGGUUAUUUUAACUCCUGGCGGCCUUAAUGAGGAUGCCGCAAACUGGGGAGGGGCCUAGAGAUCACGGCCUCCCCACAGUGGUCCAGGGCUGCAGAGUAGAAUCACUGUGAAGUAUUUUCCCAAUACAAAUGCUGGGCUCCACCUUAUGCCUGCAAUAACUAGUGUACCACACACUUAGUGUGAGCCAGGCACGGCCUCCAGCAUCCUGCUCGGAUGACCUCCUGGAAUCCUACAGCAGCCCUAUGGUGCAGAUACUGUUUCCUCUAUUUUACAGAUGAGGGAACUGAGGCACAGAGCUCCAUGUGGUACCUUUCCCAGGGUCUUCCAGCUAGCAAUGGUGGACCAAAUUUCCCCCCAGGCUUGGCUGACCUCAGAGCCCGCACUCUUAACCACUGUGCUGACCCGCCACUCAGCCCCUGCAGGCAUGGGACCCAGCAGGAUGUGGUUUUUUUAACAGCACAAGAGGUGAUUUUGAUGCCCCUUAGUGGCCCAGGUGCACAGCGUGUUCUUUUGGACUGCACUGAGAAUGCUAACGGUGAACGCGAGCUCCUGAAAUCUCGGUGUGGCUGGGCCAUGGAAAGGCUGAGUCCUUAAGAUUGCUAUUUUGCUGGGCUCUGCCUGGGAUGCUCCAUCACGUUUGGGUAUCAAGAAAGGCCAAUUUUGGUCCAACCACAGAUAUCCCUGGGUCUCCACACCCAUCUUUAUUUCUCUCCUCCUCCUCCUCCUGUUCUUGUCCUCUCCCUCACUUAAGCCUUGGGCUUGUCAGCAGCUCCCGUGGCCAUCACCUCCCCUGGUAACCUUCAGAGCAAAAGGGACGAUCCAUGUUAUGGAUUUUUCCACAAGCCGGGGUGGUAGCAUAGAGCACAGUAGCCAUCAGUGUGUCUGUAAUCUCUAUACCAGAGCUACUAAUAUCUACGACAGAACAACUUCUCCACCCGUGAGACCCUCCCUGCUUUUAAAAUCUGGGAGGAGAUGGCACAGGUGAUCAUUUAGAAGCCACUGGAAUCUUGCCUGUCCUACCCCUCUCCCAACUCUGUUCUCUCAUUGUCACCCUCAGCACAAUGGGCUAGCGCCAAUGGCAUUACAGAGAAAGCAGUCUGUGUGGCUACUGAGCAGAUUGGUGAGAACGCCCCAGGAGAAACGGUGGGAGCCUUGCUGCCACCUCGCUCUCAGCCAUGCCCACCCCAUCCGCAAUAAGAUUCAGGACAUUUGCCCUUAUGUGCUAUCCAGCCAGGACCUUUUCCUUUGUCUGACAUCUCUGGCUCUUUCCUGGUACCCAGCAAGACAUCCCUUCCAGGGCAGCACGGCGUCUUUCAAGCUCUGUUACUAUGGCAAUGGCCAUGCUGUUACAAUCCCAUUUGCCUGGAUAAUCAAGUCGAAAGGGGAUGCGGAGGGACACAGGGACAGGUGGAUGUGGCUGCUCUGUUCUCCCUGCCUUGAGGAACAACCGAAGGGAAGCAACAGGAGCUUCUGCAACUGGUUUUUAUCCGAAAGAUCUCCCUGCCUGCAGAUGCCAUCAAAGAGGCAGGAGAAAUUGGAGCCCGAGAAGACUUAUUACGGUGCCAGCAUGCGACAGAGCAGACAGAGCAGUCUGUUGGGAGUCAGGACUGGAAUUCUGAUUCCAAACUCUGCAUGACUUUGUGAAGUUACUUCACCUCCUGUAGCCAUCUCCAGGGUGACAAAACCUAGUGUAUUAUCUGUUAGAACCAGGGAAACUAACAAUGUAGAUUACUGGUGAAAACACCAGUGGUUUCGUCAAUUACACUCAAGCCACAAAUAUAUAUAUAUAUAUAUAUAUAUAUAUAUUCUAACAUUCUGCAAAUAACGAGCCAUGCCCUUGAUGCUAUAAAGAGUGUCUCAUGUAGGGGACACUCGGGGACAAGUGAGAAAGUGAGAUAGUUUAUUUAGGGUUUUAUUUAGUCAUUCCCAACUCUCUGGGGGGAAGUCCCAUCUGAAGGCUUUCUUUUGGGUGGAACGAUUGAACUUCUGCUCUAAGGAGGAACAGCAGCCAGUGCAGAGUUUCCCAGACGUCAGGCUGCGUGUAUUCCCCAACACAAGUGUAAAAGCAGCCAAGAGCCACUGUUCAAAGGAAGAACGAAGCCACUCUCCUUCGCCCAUCUUGGCUCGCAGCUCACGUAUUAGAAGCAGGAUUAAUCGAGUUUCAGAUCAGACUCUCCUGCUCUGAUUCACUGACUCACGUUCCGCGAAGUCCUUGCAAAUGGCCCCUAAUGUAAGAGAUCUCAAGCAUAAUAAAUGGGAGAGAAUAAAAGGGCACGCUUUGGACCUGGAUGAAACAGGUUCCUCACCUUCCUAAGAGGAGAGUGCACGAAGCAUUGGGACAUGUCCCGGCCACCAAGACUGGGGGCUGGAAAAGGGAAAUGGAAAGCGAGUCCUGGAAUCUCUUAGUACUUUUGCUCUGGGCUACACCGAGCCACCUUUGGUGUUUUUAAUGUCCCCUAAGUUCCCUUCUGCCAAUAAAUAUCAUCUGUCAAUGAAA
Equus quagga is the source of this 4434-nucleotide messenger RNA. RefSeq names its product ring finger protein, transmembrane 2 (gene RNFT2). Gene Ontology annotation, biological process: positive regulation of ERAD pathway. The record is from RefSeq and is a predicted model, not a curated record. Lineage: Eukaryota; Metazoa; Chordata; Mammalia; Perissodactyla; Equidae. The coding region runs from base 287 to 1636 and encodes 449 amino acids. The transcript is spliced from 11 exons. Gene Ontology annotation, molecular function: ubiquitin protein ligase activity.